Vespula pensylvanica (western yellowjacket) is the source of this 1367-nucleotide messenger RNA. RefSeq names its product acidic leucine-rich nuclear phosphoprotein 32 family member A (gene Mapmodulin). NCBI's taxonomy places the organism in Eukaryota, Metazoa, Arthropoda, Insecta, Hymenoptera, Vespidae. Gene Ontology annotation, cellular component: nucleus. Gene Ontology annotation, molecular function: histone binding. The record is from RefSeq and is a predicted model, not a curated record. The transcript is spliced from 8 exons. Bases 322 to 1065 code for a protein of 247 amino acids.
AAGUGAGUGAGUGAGUGAGUGAGCGAGCGAGCGAGCGAGCGAACGAGCGAGCAAGCAAGCGAGCAAGCGAGCGAAGAGAAGAGAACAGAAGAGAAGUAUAGGGGCCUAGGGCACAGAAUCGAACCGCCGUUGGGUUGGCUCCACGGUAACGCUGGUGGCUCUGUCCGACUGGUGGUGACCGACCGUGGUCGUCCGUCCGUCAUAUUCCCGGUUUGAAAGCAAGGUUGCGGGUAGAGUUGUUGCGACGCAGGAGAGAAGGUGCAGUGAUCUGGUGUGUUUAAGAAGAGUUUAAGGAAAAAUUUCAAGAGAUCACUACCGGUCAUGGAAAAGCGGAUAUCUCUCGAGCAACGGGGCAGGAAACCCGCCGACAUUAAAGAAUUGGUUCUUGAUAAUUGUCGGAGUACAAAUAUCGAUGGUCUGACGGAUGAAUUUGUUGCUUUAGAAGUUUUGAGUCUUAUUAAUGUGGGUCUUACCAGUCUAAAAGGUUUUCCAAAGUUGCCCAAUUUAAAAAAGUUGGAACUAAGCGACAAUAGGAUUUCUGGUGGAAUUAAUCUUUUGCAUAUGAGUCCAAAAAUAGAUUAUCUUAAUCUUAGCGGGAAUAAAAUCAAAGAUAUUGAUACGCUCCAACCAUUGAAAGAAUUCAAGAAUUUGAAGUAUUUGGAUCUCUUUAACAACGAAGUAACAAAUGUUGAUAAUUACAGAGAGAAAGUAUUUAGUCUUGUCCCUAAUCUACGAUAUUUAGAUGGUUUUGAUAAGGAUGAUUGCGAAGCAGAAGAUAGCGAAGAUGACGAAGUGAAUGGUAAUGAGGAUGGUGAUGGUGAAAUUAAUGAAGAGGACAGUGAGGACGUUUCUGAUGAAGAAGAAGAUGAUAACAUAGAUGGUUUAGCAGCGGUCUAUAAAAACAAUCUUGAAGAUGAAAGUGACGAGGAAGAUUACAUGGGCGAAGAGGAGGAAGAAGAAGAUGAUGAUUAUGAUAUACUUGAAAUUGAAGGGGAAGAGGAAGAAGAUGCGUCUCCAGCCCGUGGGAAAAAAAGAAAACAUGAAGACGUGGAGUCCGGGAACUAGAGAAUCCUAAAGUAAGGGAGAACAGGCAUCUGACACUGUUUUUAAAUGAGUGUAAAAUUCUUAUAAAUAAUAACAAUAAUUGCGACGCGCUGAGAGUGGAAACACAGCUGGGAAUCAAACCUAAUUGACCGACCAAUGACAGAGAGACUACAGUUAGUAGUGGUGUGAAUUUAUCAGUAAAUCAUUAACUGAAUAAUUUUGUUUGUGAACAAAAAAAAAAAAAAAAAAAAGAGAGAGAGAGAAACGAAAAGGGGGAAAAAAAGAAUAGAAAGUAAGAAAGUAAGAAAGUAAGAAAGAAACAA